This is a messenger RNA of Funneliformis caledonium, 729 nucleotides long. The record is from the annotation of a GenBank genome assembly. Lineage: Eukaryota; Fungi; Glomeromycota; Glomeromycetes; Glomerales; Glomeraceae.
AUGACAACUUAUCCUGAUUACAUAUCAAAAUUUAAUUCUGAAAUGUUCAUGAUCUUAGAUCCUUCUUCCGAAAAUAUUAUUGACAGUAACUAUCUAAAUGGCGAUUUAUAUCAUUUUUAUACCUUUAAUGAAGAAAUCGAAAUCGAGUUAGGAACGUCCAAACAUAUCAGAAAGAUUGGUGAAUACUGUGCAUAUGUACUUGUUAUAUUGGCAAUUAUUCUCGCAAGUGUUGCACAUGCAUUCUUUUUACUUUUACAUCCUCGUGAUUUUUCGGAUUCAUUAACGACACAAGAUCCAAGCGAUCCAAAUAACCCAUGGACUAUUUCUAAAACUUUUCAUCAAACUGAUGAAAAUGGAAAAGCUUUAAAACAAACUCUUGUUCAAACCCCUGAUGAAAAUACAAAUUUAUUUUAUUCAUAUCCCACUUCUCUUCUUGCAAUGUUCUUAUUCUUAACCGGUAAUUUUUUACGUAAUAACGAUAGAGCUCUGUAUUUAGCACAAAAAGCUGAAGUUAUAGCAAACAUUGAACUUUUUUACUUAUUCCCUCGUCAAAGACGGUUGAGAACUUGGUUUCCUGAAGUAAUACGUUAUCAUGUAGAUGUUGAAAUGGCUCGGAGAUAUAUAAAAGAAGCCAUUAAAAAAGGUAAUUGGAAUAUGGACGACUGGCCUGAAAUGAAACGCAAAAUUUUGAAACUUCUUAGCAUUGAAGAUGCUAUUAAACGAGAUUAG